This is a messenger RNA of Mycetomoellerius zeteki, 3195 nucleotides long. Its product is annotated as putative mediator of RNA polymerase II transcription subunit 26. The transcript is spliced from 9 exons. The record is from RefSeq and is a predicted model, not a curated record. NCBI's taxonomy places the organism in Eukaryota, Metazoa, Arthropoda, Insecta, Hymenoptera, Formicidae. The coding region runs from base 302 to 2410 and encodes 702 amino acids.
UCGACGGUGCGGAGGGUACGUCUUGGUACCAGAAGGUAACGUUUGCCGAAGGUAGUGCACGCCGGCUUAGGUGGGGGCAUCUCUAAGCUAGCGGUGCCGGCGCUUCCCCGACGCUCACUGCUCGUCGACCAGUCGAGCCACUGAGACCGUGUGGUACCGGAGCAAGAAAGGAAAAGAGAGAAAGGGAGUUUUUAAAUAAUCGUCCAUCCGUCGGCCGGAUUAGGAAGAGGAAGAUACUGACGUCCCGGGUCGUUUGACCGUGUAUUUUGUGCUACGCGGAUUAAGCCGAAUCGGGAAGACAAUGGAGAAAGAUCAGCCGGAUUCCCUGGCAACUGUUGCCGUCGUCUCGGAGAAGAUGCCGCAGACCCACAGUCACUAUGCGCCAAGUGAGGUCUAUUCUACCACCGAACCACCACCGGCAUACAUGAGACCGCCAAUGAAAAGCACGGCUGUGCAGAUCGCAAGGAUUGCUGCUAUUACUCUGAUCACGAUGUCUGUCGUGCUUGGUAGCUUUAUCCUGGCGGCAUCCUGGGUCCAGGCUAGAGCUUCCUGCACGCCGGAAUCGAUCGCAGCAAUGCAGGCUGAGUUGAAACUUCAACAGCAACAGGCCUAUGCAUCGUAUCAGCCGCAAGGUGAAUUUCUCAAGCGUUUGCAGCCAGAAGCUCUAGUACAGGAGUCUGUCGAAUCGAAGGAUUCUGUACAAAGUCUCGUUGCGCCAGCAAAGAAGGAAGUUGAGCCAGAUACUAAGGACACGAAAGCGCAAGGAGAAGGAGAGAACAAUUCGAAAUCUGACAGCGAAAACGGUGAUCGGGAUGAUGACGACGACGAUUAUGAUGACGAUGAAUUCCCUCCUGUGCAUAUUAAGCUUCCUCUUCAGUUAGAUCUCGAUGAUAUUGCAGGCACACUAAUUCAACAAGCUCGUAGUAGAGUUUCUUGCGUAGUUGAAAGACGACGAGCCGACGAGGUGAUGGACGGAACCGGCGACAACGGUUUAGAUAACAGUACCGAUCCGCAGCGUUUCCAAAGACUGAGUGGCGAGCGAGUUGCCAUUCUUUGCGAAUCAGGCAAUCCAAACCAAGAGCAGCAAGAUCAAGAAAUGCUUACCCCGAUCAUCGUGCCCCUAGGCACUGUGCAAAUUCCUCUCCAGUCCCAGGAACCUAACCCGGGCUAUCAUCAAUACCAAAUACACACCCAGUAUCAAGUUCCCGAUAUGCAGCAAUUGCCGCUUAGCGACCCACGAGGAUUGAAUCACAUCCCGCCGGGUAUACUUCCUCCCGAGCUUCGUAACCUUCCUCAGUUGACUAUGGAAAUGAGACCACCUCGAAUGGGCCCGCAAACGCCUGUGAUGGGACCUCAAAACAAUCCGAUGGGACCACAAAUCGAGAUGCGUCAGAUCCCUAUCGAACUCCGUCAUUUCCCAAUGGACCCGAUGAGAAGAAUGCGACCGAUGGCUCCGGAGCCUCGUCAGGAACCGCAACAGAUUUCGAUGGUGUAUCAGCAGCAGGCAGAACAAGUUCCCAAUACUUAUAACCAGGAGCAAGGUCCAGCCAUGAUGCCACCGCCUCCUCCUCAAGCCGAUGCGCAAGAACAAGAUCCAAGAAUACAACAGAUACCAUCUAUGAUGAUCGCACAAACCGAACAGAGACCACCUGUCCCACCUCAGGUUACGCCUGAAAAGUCACGCUCUCCUUUCCAGGGUAUUCCUAUAGAAAUUAGGAGAAUAAUUCAGCAAGUACCGUUAGAGAUUAAGAAUAUCAUCCAGCAUAUUACUGGCGAAGCUAGGGCGAUCCCGGUUCAAGUACCAGAGGGAGCACGUCGUGAGGAACUCAAACCGUUCCCGGAAGGCGCACGACCAAUACCAUUAGGACCAUUCCCACUUCCGGUAGAAGUGAGAAACUUGAUUGAGCAUGGAAACAUUGAAGGUCGUCAACGUCCGGAUAGUAGCGAAGAGCAACAGGAAGCGAAACCUUUCCCAGGUCCGGAGGAUGAUAGCGAUGAAGUAGAAAGAAACUUCCCUAUUCCUAUGGAAAUCCGCAACAUAAUUCAUCAGGUUGUAGAAGGUCGUGCUUUCCCGGUUCCGAGAUUUGCGUUAAGACCGGUCAAGUCUUUGGAGGUACCAGUAGAAGCGCAUGCUGAAGUGACCGAUGGCCAGUCCACUGAGCAACAACAACCUGAACAUCGAGAACAAGAGCAGCAUCAGGCGGUACAUUUGAUAAGCAUUCAACAGCAACAAGAGCAGCAACAGCAACAGCAACAACAACAGCAACAGCAACAGCAACAACAAUCUAUGCAAGAGGAAUCCCGCCCACAUUACGUGCAACCACGUUCCGUACGUUCCGUACCAGAUGAAGUCUUCCUACAUCGUCGCGAAAAGCGUGUACGUCGUUGCGCCUGUGAUUGCGCGUGCUAAAGAAUUGACUACAUCCUAUUAGACGGAAUGAAUUCUCAAAAGAUUCCGUCCGAAAUAAAAUUACAAAAUCUAAAAGAGCGUACCAUCCGCACAAACUUUGGUCAAACGUUUUCAACGAUCUCGAUGAAUAAAGCAAAACGAAAGGAAAAUAGUUGAAUAUUCUCAUCAGUGUUGCAACCGCCGCUGCAAGUACAUUGAAUUGCUGAUUGCAUUAAAUUUUUCUAAUCCAAAGUAUUUUUAUUAUUACCACUAUAACAAACCACAAUAUCUGAGUAACUUUCCUUCAGAUUAUCCCAGAUUUCGCUUAAUAGAAAUCAAAGAAUCUUGAAUUAUAUUAACAAACUACAUUUACGAUAAAGUAUUGUACGAAGUGAAUAGUAUUUUUAUCCCGCGCGGUAGAUAAGCAUAUCGAAGCAUACAGUUGAUGAAUAAAAAUAAGUAUGCUUAUCGAGGAACAAUAUCCCAAUUUAACGACAUGUAAUUGAUUUCAGAAUAUUCUUUCCCUAUUGGCCAACAGUACGAGAUUAAGACCAUUUUACAAACGUAACAAUUAUAUACGUUGUGGUAUCAACAAUCUAAGAAUUGUUGAUAGGAGUGAUAUUUUCUAAAUCGAUUUAAUUGACUAUAUCGUUAUACCCUCUUUCAUUAUAGAGAGAAAGAAAAUGCGAAGAUAGUUUAGAAAUCUGUGAUUCUCCUAUACAAAUCUCCGUGAAAACAUGCUUCUGACAAUGCUGACACAGACACGCAUAGUCAAAAUAAUUAAUAAUUAAAAUUCUGUACAAUAA